AUGAAUCGCCACUCCAAGGAUGCUUUAGUGCUUUAUGGUUCACAAGUUGGUAUUUCAAACUCCCUUCAACUCGUGAAGGGCCUCUCAUGGUCUUUCUACGAGAAGACCUGCCCAGAGGCUGAGUCCAUCAUCAGAGAACAUCUCAAGCAGGUGUUUCAGGAGGACAUUGGCCAAGCUGCUGGGCUAUUACGUCUCCAUUUCCACGACUGUUUCGUUCAGGGAUGCGAUGCUUCGGUGUUGCUGGAUGGAUCAGCAAGCGAACCGAGCGAGCAGGACGCCCCACCGAAUCGGAGCUUGAGACGCGCAGCGCUCCAAAUCAUCGAUGACCUCCGCGGCCUCGUGGAGAAGAAGUGUGGUCGGGUAGUGUCGUGUGCUGAUAUCGCCGCCGUCGCCGCUCGUGAUUCCAUUUUCCUGUCGGGCGGACCUGAGUAUGACGUGCCAUUGGGAAGGCGGGACGGACUCACUUCUGCGUCUAUAAACGAGACCAAAGAUAAUUUACCUUCACCAGCUCAUAGGGCCAGCCAAAUUCUCGCUGCCCUAGCCAAGAAAAGCUUCGACGCCACCGAUGUAGUGGCACUCUCUGGAGCCCACACCAUCGGGCUCGGGCACUGCGGCGCCUUCACCGACCGGCUCUACCCGACCCCAGACCCCACCAUGGAGAAAAGCUUCGCCCGUGAUCUCAAGGGCGUGUGCCCCACUACAAACUCCACGAACACCACAGUCCUGGACAUCCGAUCACCCAACCGAUUCGACAACAGGUACUUUGUCGAUUUGGUGAACCGCCAAGGCCUGUUCACGUCGGACCAAGAUCUGUAUGAGGACCCGACAACGAGGGACAUCGUUACUAGCUUCGCCGAGGACCUGGAGUUGUUCUUCGAGAGGUUUGUCCUCGCUAUGACCAAGAUGGGGCAGCUUGGCGUGUUGACUGGGACGAAGGGAGAAAUCCGAGCCCGCUGCUCGGUCAGGAAUUCCUAG
Messenger RNA from Eucalyptus grandis, 975 nucleotides. Its product is annotated as peroxidase 12-like. Gene Ontology annotation, biological process: hydrogen peroxide catabolic process; response to oxidative stress. The transcript has 4 exons. Gene Ontology annotation, molecular function: heme binding; peroxidase activity. The record is from RefSeq and is a predicted model, not a curated record. Bases 1 to 975 code for a protein of 324 amino acids. Lineage: Eukaryota; Viridiplantae; Streptophyta; Magnoliopsida; Myrtales; Myrtaceae.